This is a messenger RNA of Pollicipes pollicipes, 2807 nucleotides long. Its product is annotated as glycoprotein 3-alpha-L-fucosyltransferase A. The coding region runs from base 1 to 1200 and encodes 399 amino acids. The record is from RefSeq and is a predicted model, not a curated record. Gene Ontology annotation, cellular component: membrane. The transcript has 3 exons. Lineage: Eukaryota; Metazoa; Arthropoda; Thecostraca; Pollicipedomorpha; Pollicipedidae. Gene Ontology annotation, molecular function: fucosyltransferase activity.
AUGCCGCGCCUCUCGGUGAGGCGCGGUCUGCUGUACGCCGGUCUCGUCGCCUCUGGCACGCUCUUCUUCAUCAACUUCCCGCAGCGCGAGCUGACACCGUGGCCGACGGGACUGGCCGGCGGCGCGGCGCUCGGCGGCCGGCGGCGGCCGGCGCCGGCCGCCGGGCCGCGCGACCUCCCCCUGUGGCCGGAUGAGCACGAUGGCGACCGCAUUGUCAACCAGCUGCUGUUCCGGCCGGCCGCCACCGCCGGCCGGCUGAAGAAGAUCCUGCUCUACGAGGGGUUCGGCGCGCGCCUCAAGCCCGGCCAGGAGGAGUUCCUGCGCAACGGCUGUCCGGUGAACACGUGCGAGUUGACCACGUCGCGCAGUCAGAUCGACGCGGCCGACGCGGUGCUCUUCAAGGACCGGUUCCACGGCCCGCGCAGCCGGCGCCGGCGCGACCAGGUCUGGAUCAUGUACCUGCUCGAGUGUCCGCUGCACACGGUCAACUUCAAGCCGGAGGCUAAGUUUAACUGGACGGCGACGUACCGCCACGACAGCGACGUGGUGGCGCCCUACGAGAAGUGGGUCUACCACGACGAGGCUGUGCACUUCCGGCGUCAGGAGGUCAACUACGCCGCCAACAAGACCAAGAAGGUGGCGUGGUUCGUGUCCAACUGUGGCGCCUCCAACAAGCGGCUACAGUACGCCAAGGCUCUGGCCAAAUACAUAGACGUAGACAUUUACGGCAGCUGCGGCACGAAAAAGUGUCCGCGUAGCAUGGCCAAGAAGUGUUUCGAUAAGCUAAAUAGCGAAUACAAGUUUUACUUGGCGUUUGAGAAUUCAAACUGCCGAGACUACAUCACCGAGAAGUUCUUCGUCAAUGGAUUGCAGUACAACGUGCUGCCGAUCGUGAUGGGUGCCCACCCGGACGACUACAGGAGAGCGGCGCCCGAGCACUCCUACAUCCACGUGGACGACUUCAAGUCGCCGCAGGAGCUGGCCGACUUCCUCCACGCGCUGGACCGUGAUGACCACCUCUAUAACUCGUACUUCCAGUGGAAGGGCACGGGCGAGUUCAUCAACACGUUCUUCUUCUGCCGGCUGUGCGCCAUGCUGCACGAUCCUGGCCGCCAGAAGACCAUCACCGACCUCAACACGUGGUGGCGCGCGCCCGGCACGUGCAUCAACGGCAGGUGGCCGCGGCCGGAACGGACGUGAGAGGCGUCUCGUGGCGCGGCGAGCGCUCUCACCGGGCGCACAGUGCAACCUGGCUGUCAAUCGGCAUUCCAUGCGCGGGUGUGGACGAGCGGGGCUGUUGGAGUGCGGACGAGCGGGGCUGUUGGAGUGCGGACGAGCGGGCUGUUAGAGCGCGGACGUGGCGGCGAGGACGCCGGUGCCCCGCAGCUCUGGUGUAGGAUCGGCGCUGGGUGAGGGGGCUGCGCUGCGAGAGCGCGGCUUCCGCUCACAUGCGUGGCGUGACCCAGUUCUCCCCGCGACAGAUGUUGUGGGGCGUGCCACAGAGUAGCGCACAGACCGCGCAGGGGCGUAGAUGGCGUGGCGCAGACGUCUCGGCCGUACGCACGGGGCCGGGCUCCGCUGGCCGCGGCGACACGGCGGAUCCGCCGGAAACUCGGCACCGGCCGAGCCUUCGUGCCCGUCCGGCUCCAAAACACCAGCGAGAGUGCGUUCCGCAAUAUGAGUACGAGUCACGCGGCUGAUCUUAAAGCGCGGAUUGUGUUUUGUUGCACGGCUACGACCUUUUCUCGUCCCCGGGGGCAUGGUAUCCGGAGUGCAUAUUACCAGUCACCUGGUGCCCUGCUAUGCGAGAGACUGCCGCCGCGUGCCUCUGUGUUGAGCCGUGCCAAUCCGGGAUCCCGUGGCGCCGGACCUGCUGGGUCCGAGCGUGCCGCCGCGUGCCUCUGUGCUGAGCCGUGCCAAUCCGGGACCUCCCGUCGCUCCGGGCCUGCCGGGUCCGCGCGAAGCAAGCAGCAUUCCAGCGCGGUCCGCGCCCGAUUAUCCGCCCUGUCGUGGCCGCUGGCCGGCCGGCAGGGCCGAGACAGUGUGUUUGGCAGCGUCUGACUUGAUUGUAUUGCUGAGCAGGUAGCAGCAUAUUCCGAUGGGGUAUUAUCGAGCAUCGGCGUGUUGGCCUCGCGUGACUUGUGCACGUCACACAGUGGCCGGGAGCUUCGCCAGUGACGUCACCAUCACACGGCGACCGAGAGCUCGGUCAGUGACGUCACCAUCACACGGUGGCUGGGAGCUCAGCCAGUGACGUCACCAUCACACGGCAGCCGAGAGCUCAGCCAGUGACGUUACCAUCGCACGGUGACUGGGAGCCUCGCCAGUGACGUCACCAUCAUACGACAGCCGGAAGCUCAGCCAGUGACGUCACCAUCACACGGCAGCCGGGAGCUCCGCCAGUGGCGUCACCAUCACAUGGCGGCCGGUGGCUCAGCCAGUGACGUCACUGUCACACAGCGGCCGGGAGCUCAGCCAGUGAUGGCACCAUCACACGGUGACUGGGAGCUCAGCCAGUGACGUCACUGUCACACGGCAGCCGGGAGCUCAGCCAGUGACGGCACCCGAUGACGUGCGGUCAGACUCAGGUUCAGGGACGGUUCAGCCCGCUCCACCCUCCACACGAUCAAGCGACAGUAUCAUACCGGCUCGGCACGCCACCGGGCCCGACCGACUGUCCGCUCCCAGCUCUGCCGCUUACAGAUAUCAGCUAUCAUGUUGUGUCUGUCCCGCUUAUGUAAGCCGGGCGGUCCCGGCCCGAGCUGGAGGUGGUUUGAGCUGAAGUGGUUUGAGGGUUUUUUGUGGGG